Molecule: messenger RNA, 768 nt
Organism: Ilyonectria robusta
Lineage: Eukaryota; Fungi; Ascomycota; Sordariomycetes; Hypocreales; Nectriaceae
Exons: 1
Coding region: 98-655 (185 amino acids)
Source: RefSeq, a predicted model, not a curated record
CUUCUCCCGUGGCGCAUGCGCCAUCGCCGAACAAGCACCGUCAAGAGGGAACACGUUACACAGAGGACAGAGGGGGAUAUUCAUCCGGUGCCGGAGGAUGAGACGAGAGGAUCCAAGGCAUGCGCAUGGGCAUCGCACCUCCAAGCCACCGCCGUCACCAGCAACCCAGACCCCAUCACCACAAGUUCCUCCAGUCCGUCUGCAAGCUCGUCUCCGUUCCGGAUCCACAGCCAUCUCUGCUCGGUGGAAGUACCGUAACUUAGUCCGUCGUCCAAGUCCGUACCGUACGGAUGGAUGCGCCCACCAAAAUAUCCAUCUUCGAUAUGGAAUCAUGGAUAAUCCGAUUCCAUUGCACCGUUUCACGUGGCCCCAAAACGAUGCGGAAGAGAACUCACUCACUCCCCCUUGCGUUUGCCCGUCCCCCACAAAGCUGAACUUUGAUGAGUUCACGUUACACUCGGAGUUGGUAGCACGACUUCUUGAUCAAGACUCAACGCCCGCAACGUGCCAGCCAGCCCCUUCCAUGCUCCUCAUUCAUCUUCGUCAAAUGGCUUCGGCUACGCUCAGGGGCUUCGGCCGAUGGCACGGACUAUCCACACCAAACAUGAAUGAAGCCAAGAGCCGACGUGGAGCGGGAAGCCCACCGACUAACUGAGUUGUUUCCCCAUACGCCUUCUCUUCCUCGAUUCCGCACUCUCCACCGUCUAGCUCCGCACUCUGCCCCAUCCAAGAACAAACCUCACGCCCCGAACUGACGAGAUGCGGCCG